This is a messenger RNA of Prunus armeniaca (apricot), 2307 nucleotides long. NCBI's taxonomy places the organism in Eukaryota, Viridiplantae, Streptophyta, Magnoliopsida, Rosales, Rosaceae. The record is from the annotation of a GenBank genome assembly.
AUGUCCAUCUUGCCCAACCAAGACCAAGGAUCCAUAUCGUCGUCUUCCUCAUCAGCGCCCUCUGCGAACCCUAAUUCCCAACAUGGACACCGCCACCACCUCUUCCUUUCUCAAUCUGAAUCUAAGUCUUUGUCACCGCCCGCUCUCUCCCGCCAAAUGCUCACAUUUGGAUCCCUUCAGAUCUCCGACUCUCAGUCUCCCUUCUCUAUCUCCUCCAAUACUUCAGGCCCAUCGGUACCAGCUGCUGAAGCUUCUGCUGGAUCUUCCCAAGAGGUGACUAAGUUAGGGACGCCAAGGGGUAAGAAGGCUUUACCUAAUGACAACGAGACACUUUCACAGUGUCACUCUGGUGGAGGUGGACAAGGGAUUGGAUCAGCCCGGUCUAGAGGGAAAAGUUCAGGAACUGUUGGGUCUCGUUCAAGUCAACAAACUAUCGGGUCUGUUGGUUCUCAUGGAAGCUCGACGCAUCCAGCAGGAAGGAAAGCCCAGCUGAUGAAUGGCAACCACUUGUUGAAUUUUCAUUACGACCCCAUAUCUCGUCCUCAGCCUAGAACUGCUCCUCCUCCAAGAAGGCAUCACAAGAGAAAGCCCUACAACAAAGAUUUAUUUCUUCAGGCAAACUACAAAUUUGUGGUGUUAGAUUCAGGAAACUACUCAGUUGAAUCGAUGGAUCCUGAUAAGAUGUUAAAAUGGGAGGACAUCAUUUGCGUGAGGUAUUCCACCCCAACUUUGGUUCAGUGCCCAAUUUGUCUGGAAUAUCCUCUUUGUUCGCAGAUAACAUCCUGUGGACAUAUUUUCUGUUUCCCAUGCAUUCUGCAAUACUUGUUGAUGGGGAAGGAGGAUCAUAAAGGAGACUGCUGGAAAAGAUGCCCAUUGUGUUUUGUGAUGAUAUCACCAAAGGAUUUAUACACCCUGUUUGUGGAGAAUGUUAAGCAGUAUUGUGUUGGUGAUACUGUAGAGUUUAUGCUUCUUACUCGACAAAAGGAUUCAUUUACUUUGUCACAUAAAAGUACUCAAGAGAAAGAUUCCCUAGCAGGUGAUGAUCAAAGUUAUGAUCCCUUUUCAAAGUUUACAUUUACAUCAGAUGUAGAUCUUUCAGUCAGAAAAGCAAUAUCAGAGCUAGAUGGUUGGUUAGCCAGGGCAGAGUCGGGGCUAGUUGAUGACCUAGAGAAGCUUCCAUAUGUAUGUGCUGCAAUGGAACAAUUAGAACAGAGGAAGAAAUAUUGGAAGGAGCACCGGGCUAGUGAGAGUAAUAAAUCUUGUAAAUGUACUGAUCGUAAUACUGGAAAUGCUACUAAUGGUGACUAUGAAGCAUCUACACUUGGACAUGAAACUCCGUCUAAUGAUGUUUAUGACCAUAAUAAGUGUUCGGGCAAUUUAUCAGUGGAUAAGUCAGAUGAUGGGACUUGUUCCGACCAAUCUGUGGAUGCAGCUGAAUCCUUGGAAGGCCGUGAAAAUGCUCUAUCUUCUUCAUAUGAUGAAAGCAAGAGUGCCCAAGGGCACUCACAUGGCUCCCAAAGUGAAUAUGAUAAGGACUCGUACAAUUUCUACCAGGCAGCGGAUGGGCAGCACAUCAUUAUCCAUCCAUUAAACAUGAAAUGCCUUCUACACCACUAUGGGAGCCAUGAUAUGCUACCACACAGAAUAAGUGGAAGAAUUUUGCAAUUGGAGACUGUGACUCAGACAGAAGCCAUGAGGAGGCGCUACCGCUAUUUGAGUCAUUUUUCUUUAACGACAAUACUCCAGUUUUGUGAGAUUGAUCUGAGUGAGCUAUUGUCUCCUGAUGCGUUGUCUCCCUUUAUGGAAGACAUAAAGAAGCGCGAAAGGCAGAGGAAACAACUUGCUAGGAAGGAUCACAAGGAGAAAAUGAAGGCAGAAUCUGCCAUGGCAUAUCCCAUCCCUUUAAUAGCAGGUUAUGGACAGUCUUUUCAAGAUGGAUCCCCCACAUUCUCCAUGGAUGACUUCGAGGCCUUGGGAAGUUCUACGGUGACAUCAUCAAGCUCUCCAGUUGUUGGGGAAAGGAAGCUGUUUUCAAGUGUUACAAGGCUUGGUUUUGCUGCUGGUCAUGAUUCUCCCACCUUAAAACUAGAGGGAACCAAUUCUCUGAAUGACGAUGAUGCAGCAAGAGACUCUCUUGAAACCACUGCAGCAGGUACUCAGAGUGUGGGUGUAACGUCAUUUGCUAAUAUAAUCUCCAGAGCUAAGCCUGGUGAAAAUUUGGAUACGCCCAAGAUGAAUGAUUCGGGAAAGAAAGGAAAGAAACCAAGUCGAGUCCUUUUGUCAACAGCUGGUGGUCGGCGCUACUGA